AUGGCUGACUUGGUUGACUUGGCAAAUGCUGAGCUUAAAUCAAGCCCCAUAUUCCUCCUCGAGGAAAAGGUGGCAUACGACCAUGUCCGUGGGUUCAGCAUGACCUACGCGUUUAUCACCUCAGUAUAUCUAAAGUGCUUGGAUGAGUUCAAAAGAGAUAUGAUGGCCUGGGAUACGUCGUUGUCUGAUUUGACGCUUCAGAACCGGCCAUCGCCCGCGACGGCACCUGCUGCGGAGCCGAUAAAUAAAGAAUGGACGCUCCAGUACUUGGCUGAGACAACGACUGAGAACAGGGACACACAGUACUAUCAGUACCUGCUGAAAUUGUGUAGUCUUCGCAAGCUUCCGAGAGGCUCCGGUCCCUCCUCUGAGGAGAUUCCAUCAAACCCACUGUUGGAGCCCUUUAAAUUUGUUGAUACCAACGAGGGCCUUAUGGAGUUUCUUUCGGCCCUUGAAAACUCGCCGAGGGGCACAGAUACCAACCCCGAAUACUUCCGUGACUGUGAGGGCUGGAAUCUGUCUCGCAUAGGGGCUUUAUCCCUCUUUCAGAUCUACAUUAGAUCAUUAGGCCAGACGUGGGUCUUGGACGUAACUGUCCUAGAUACGCGAACCUUUGAUACCAUAGCGCUGGCCCUGAGCCAUGCUCAUUACGCCAGAUACUGGAGGAUGCCUCAACACCUAUUAUAUUCUUUGACGUCCGGAAUGAUUCGGACGCACUCUACCAUCACCAUGGCGUCUACCUGCAAGGAAUCAUUGACCUGCAGUUAA
This is a messenger RNA of Venustampulla echinocandica, 768 nucleotides long. RefSeq lists its product as uncharacterized. The transcript has 2 exons. The record is from RefSeq and is a predicted model, not a curated record. Lineage: Eukaryota; Fungi; Ascomycota; Leotiomycetes; Helotiales; Pleuroascaceae. Gene Ontology annotation, molecular function: nucleic acid binding. The coding region runs from base 1 to 768 and encodes 255 amino acids.